CGCCCGCCUGGCUGCUGCAAAGGACCUCCGCCCGGCUCAAGGUGCAAAGGAGCUCGUCCCCUGUUCUUGUUCUCUCCUUUCCCCUGUUCUUGUUUCCUACCAAUCUUCCUGAUUAGAGCUUUCAAUUUCAGCAGUAUGGCAUCUCCAAAUCUGAGUGCUACUAGUGCUAGUGCUGCUGCUAGUUCUAGUGUUGGAUCUGGGGCCAGACAAAUAACUGAUAUUAGGGCUCCAUUGUGGGAUCAUGUCACCAUUCUAGAGAAGCCUAAACUUGGUGGAGGAAAAAUAUUAUGGAGAUGCAACUAUUGUCCAUUUUCAAAAAGCACCAGCUACACAAGAAUAUUGACUGUAAUAGACCUUUAAUGUUGAACUAAAAUAUCUAUUUUGUAAUUUAUUAUGCACUAUUAUUAUUUAUUAAAGAAAGUUAAAACGUAUCCGCGUAUCGGGUUGUUUGGGAAAUUGCCGUAUCCACGCCGUAUCCUUCCGAUACCGAUACACGUAUCCGUCCGUGCAGCUGUUCCAGAUUACUUUCAAGCACCCUGACAAACUUCUUGAAGUAAAAAUGUAUAAUAUUUUUGUUAGUAAUUUGGGUGGGUUGGGCACUUUGGGCUUGUACUUGUACUUGGCAGAGGAUCAAAAAUCAGCUAAUCCAUGACACCAAGGCCCAUACAGGAAGAGGCGAGCCCAUCUCAGUCCCAGAUAAUACCAAAGUGAAAGCCCACACAAAAAGUCUGGUGAGUUCUUCGCUUGCGCUGCCGGCCGGUCUCCUCGAGCCUCGUUGCCUCACGGUUCGCCGGCGACCUGCCGUGGUGGGCAGGAGAAGGAGGUCGUCGCGGCUUCCAAAGGGAAACCACGGGGUUGUGUCUGGAGGAGAUCUAUGUUCACAAACGCGCAGCGCCAGGUCGAGCGCACCGGCCGCUCCGGAACUCCGCGGGACAAGUACCUUCAGGAUCUUGUGACCCAGUUCCAGAACGCCACGGAUGAAGAGUCUAAGGAGAAGAUAGUGGCAAACUUGGCAAAUUUCGCGUACGACCCUUUUAAUUAUGCGUUCAUGCGUCAGCUGAAUGUUCUUGAGUUAUUCUUGGACUGCAUUACAGAGCCAAAUGAAAGGCUUAUCGAGUUCGGUAUUGGUGGAAUAUGUAACUCAUGUGUUGAUCCUGCAAAUGCUUUAGUCAUUGUUCAAUGCGGUGGAAUCCCAUUGGUUAUACAAUGCUUAUCAAGCCCGGUGCGGAACACUGUGACUUAUGCACUUGGAGCUUUGUAUUAUCUAUGCAACCCUGCGACAAAGAAAGAGAUCCUGAAACCUGAUGUAGUUAGGAUUAUAAGAGAGUAUGCAUCUGGAGCUGUUAACACCAGCUUCAGCAACAUGGCUAAUGCUUUCCUGGAGAAGCAUGUUGACUCAUGACCUUCGGGGUGCUAUGAAAAGGUGCCAGAAUGGCAUGUACACAGAAAUUAGCAUUAUGAAAGAGGGAGUAAAAUGGAAGGAGGCUUCAAGACCAGAAUUGGAAGUCUGCUGUGCAUCCAUAUCUGAUGCUUCGUCAAGCAGCUAGCUUAUUCCUCGGUGAGAGAACGACGCCCAUAAGGCCUGGCUGAACAACGAAUUCCUGCUCUUCAGCAAGAACAUUUCCCUGGUUUUCAAUACUUAUAGUUCAGUUAUCUGUCCAAGUAAUUUGGUGAUACCAACCAUCUUCUGUUCUCGAAUUGCCAGCUUGACACCUGCGCUAGCGAAUGAAUACUCACUGAAGUCAAUGUAGCUGUCGUGAGUUAUUCUUCCUUUUCGGUGUCUGGCAGAACCAGUAAUUUAAAGGCUCCGCAAUGUAGCGUCAAGGAGUUCAUUUUCCGUUUUCCAUGGCUGAGCAUAAAUAUUGGAUAGGAUCAGAUGGGACAUAGUGAUCUUGUACGCAGUUGUACACUUGUACUAGGGGAGUUUUCUUCAUAUGAUGAUAUGAACUAAGUAGUGAACAGAUUUUCUUAUCAACUUCUCAUAAAGUUAGGUCAUGCUAUACCCAUGUUUGGUGCG
Molecule: messenger RNA, 2017 nt
Organism: Panicum virgatum (switchgrass)
Lineage: Eukaryota; Viridiplantae; Streptophyta; Magnoliopsida; Poales; Poaceae
Product: armadillo repeat-containing protein 7-like
Exons: 7
Coding region: 875-1402 (175 amino acids)
Molecular function (GO): protein binding
Source: RefSeq, a predicted model, not a curated record